Messenger RNA from Seminavis robusta, 1565 nucleotides. The record is from the annotation of a GenBank genome assembly. NCBI's taxonomy places the organism in Eukaryota, Bacillariophyta, Bacillariophyceae, Naviculales, Naviculaceae.
CAUCACGACAUCAUCACCUCUCCACUUCUUCUUCCAUCCCACUAACCAGUGCUCUUCUCAAUUCAUACCGUAAUUCAUUGUGAUUGCUGUUGUCUUGUUUCUUUCUUGCUGAAUAUUAUUUGUGACGAUGAUCUUGCAAGCGAUUGUGGGCGUUCUCGUACUGACCCUUGCGGUAGUGGUCCCCUUUGUUCCUCAACAGCUCUAUGAAGAAAACUAUUUGGAAAAGACGCAGCAUAUCUUGUCAUUGGACUACUCGUCCGAGCUCUUUGAGAAGCCCACCACGGUUGCCGUGACGGGGGCCAACUCUGGUCUUGGCUUUGCAUCCGUGCAGCAUUUGGUACAUCGAUGCAUUGCCAAGAAAAAUUCCGCUGCCAAGAUGACCAUUGUCAUGGCGUGUAGAAGCAUGGAACGCUGCGACAAGGCCAAAAAUGACAUUUUGCAGCAAUACAACCAGCCGGAUGCCGCUCUGGUCGAGUUGGUGACCCUCCAACUCGAUCUAGCCAGUAAAGAAUCCAUUCAAAAAUUCUCUGUCGAGUUGCAAAACAAGACCCCCAGACCACCAUCGCCUCCAACCGAAAAAGAGGAUCCAGAAGAAGAAGGAGAAGAGAACAACAAUGACGAAGACACAACGGAUACUACUAGUGAUAGUACUACCACUAGUAAUUUUGCAGUCCCUCCUCUUCAUGUCAUGAUCAACAAUGCAGGAGUCGCAGCACCCUAUCCUCAGCUAGAGUAUCAUCCAGCCUAUGGAAUUGAAACACAGUUCCAUGUCAACUAUAUUGGUCAUGUCCUCUUGACGCACUAUGUGUGGAGCAAUAUCAUGGCUGUCAACCAACAAGAUCCCACUCGCAAGGCUCGACUCGUCACCGUUUCCGAAGGUGGAGCUCGCUUCCCCGUAGACCCCAUGAAGGGAUGGUAUGCCCAAGAAAACACUCCCCAUACUGGCAUUCUGGCACCAAUCCUCAACAUGGUCACCAACAUGAAACAAUAUGCUCGAUCCAAGCAAGGACAGUUGUUCUUUGCGGCAGAAUUGCAAGCUCUUUAUCCAGAUAGUUUGACCACUUCGGCCGCACAGCCUGGUUACACUCGCACCCCAAUUUAUGUCUCGGGCUUUCAUGGCUUUCCAACAUUCCUCAAGUACAUUGUCGGAUACAACCCCCUAGGAUCCAUGUCCCCCGAACAGGGAGCCGAAACCAUAUUGCUCAGCACAUUGGAUCAAACUGCACAAUACGUUGGGCCCAAAUGGUUCUUUUUUGGACCACCCGUAGCUGUCGGAAGAGGUGACAACCUCAAUGCUGGAUCGGUGCAUCAUCGGCCAUUCUCAAGACAACGAACCAUGGCCCUUUGGGAUAGAACCAUCAAAGUGUUGGGAAUUGCAGAGUUUGGAAAGAAAGACUAUGUCACCAUGUAGUUAGGAACGAACAAACGAAAGCAACCAUCCGCGCAACUAUAGCUAUAGAGUAGCUACAAAGUUAGAGAACAAAAAUUGGCAACAGUCGGCAAAAGUGAGGAGUGAUAAUGCAUUAGAGGAACAGUUUUUAAAAAUAGACGCACUGGUUAGCAGC